Molecule: messenger RNA, 3954 nt
Organism: Manduca sexta (tobacco hornworm)
Lineage: Eukaryota; Metazoa; Arthropoda; Insecta; Lepidoptera; Sphingidae
Gene: Nmnat
Product: nicotinamide/nicotinic acid mononucleotide adenylyltransferase 1
Exons: 7
Coding region: 143-1438 (431 amino acids)
Biological process (GO): NAD+ biosynthetic process
Molecular function (GO): nicotinate-nucleotide adenylyltransferase activity; nicotinamide-nucleotide adenylyltransferase activity
Source: RefSeq, a predicted model, not a curated record
CAAACUAAUCAAUGAAUCGCGAAUGUUGUGUCAAGUUGAGUUGUGUUGUGAAUUGUGAUUUGAUACAGUGGUCUUUGUAUAUAAGACGUAAAAUAUUAAAGAAAAUAUAUUUUCCUUCAUUUUUGAAUAUCAAUUCAGAGCAAUGUCGAAGGGUUUGAUUGUGUUGAUGGCCUGCGGGAGCUUCAGUCCCCCCACAUACAUGCAUUUGAGGAUGUUCGAGAUUGCGAGGGAUUACAUCCAUUCACUUGGUUUGGGGACUGUUGUCGGAGGCAUAGUGUCCCCUGUGCAUGACGCGUACGGUAAAAAGGAUUUAGUCGCAGCGCAACACAGGAUAGCCAUGUUGAAACUGGCGCUGCGUUCGUCGGGGUGGAUCAAGAUCUCAGAGUGGGAGACGCAGCGGUCCGGCUGGACGAGGACUCGAGUGUCCUUACAGUACCACCAGGACAUGAUCAACAGUCACAUGAACGCCCUGGAGCCAGAUCCGCCGUCAUGGCUGCCGGACGACGUGCUCAAUGUGAACAGCAUCGACGAGCCGGACUCGUUCGCCGGUGUCAAUGGCAACCAGGACCAGCCGGUCACCAUCAAGCUGCUGUGCGGUGCUGAUCUGCUGGAGUCCUUCGCUACGCCUGGACUAUGGUCUGAUGAUGACUUAGAGACGAUAGUGGGUCAUCAUGGCUUAGUGGUGGUGACGCGCGCCGGCAGCGACCCGGGCCGGUUCAUACACGAGUCGGACCUACUUUAUAAACAUAGAAAAAACAUAAUGCUAGUGACGAACUACAUCGCGAACGAGGUGAGCUCGACGGUGAUCCGGCGCCUCGUGCGGCGCGGCGAGAGCGCCAAGUACCUCACCGACGACGCCGUGCUCGCCUACCUGCGCGCGCACCGCCUCUACGGCGCCGCGCCCGCCCCGCCCGCCCCGCCCACGUCAAGAGCCCGCAAGUCCAACUUCCUGAUGCCCAGCCACACCGACAGCGUCAGCCCCGUCAAUCAAAUCAAGCCGAAGUUAGCGUAUGUCGAUAAAGUCCCGUCGAACUACGUGCCCGGGAAGGCGGUGAAAAUCGUCAGUGACGUCACGCAGCACGCUAUCAAAGACGAUAAGGUAAGUUUUGCCGAAACAACCUAUUGCCCUUUAGACAGUUAUCUGCAGAAGGACGAUAUCGACUACGAUCUCUAUCGGCGUAGGGUUAGCGAAGGGAAUGUCGAUAUGCAACCAGAGAAUCCGAUGAAGAAGCGAUGCUCCUCGACUAUUAGGAAGUUGAGGCCUGAGGAAAUGAAGAAGAGUAAGUCCGAAGUCAGUAAACUGUGCGAUAAAGUGAAAAGUAUUAAACUGAAGGACACCAGUAAGAAUUACAAGACUCGUAGCUGCAACGACAUUGUCCGGCUGAUUCUGACCAAGCAUGGCAUUCAUGUUAUUAGCGAUACGGAGGCCAUCGUCUGAAUAUUGGCGAGCGGUGACACGAGAGAGAAAUUCAUUUUUUAGUGCUGUGACAAAAUUUGUUCAAUUUAAAUUGUAGAUAAUUGAAAAGUUCUGUCUUCUUAUUCUUUGUGUCUACACACAAUUAUUUAUUUCACAGUUGAAUACUGCCUCUGAGGUUUAAAAUAAUAAUUUUAUAACUGUUUUCAUAUAUAUUACUUUAUUCUAAAAUAUCUUUAGCUUCCACUAUGUAUUUUCUUUUGCUUAAACCUGGCCUUUAUAUCAUAACGUUAAAGACUUAACGAGAGAUUAUUAAAAUAAUAUAUAUUUAUAUUCAAUUUUUACAACAUGCAAAAAAAAUGUGAAACAAAUAUCAUUGUUCCUAUACAAUUAUACUGUCAAUUGCGAAAUAUAAAUAUCGAAAAUAAUUUAAAAAUAAAAAAUAAAUUCGCAUAUAAAAUAAUGGCAUUAAUCUCAAAAUUUGUAUACAUAUUGAGUUGAUAUAAUAUAUAAAAUGUUGAUAGUUAAGCUAAAUAAUUCUAGUCACUCAAAUGAUUUAUUAAUUUCGAAUAUUGAAAUAGGAAUAGCAGUACAAUGUUACCUGGGACUAGCAGUACAAUGUUCUUUUUUUGAUAAAUUCUUGAUUUUCAUUUUUAAUUUCCUCAGGGAAAAUUACUUUUAUAUAUGUCUUUCAUAUUGUAUAAAAAAAUCUGAAAUUAAUUGCUUUAAAUUUUAAAAUUGACUAUAAACUAACCCCUUUAUUAUAGUACUUUUGUAUAUAUUUACAAUAUUGAACUUCUAUGUCAUUAAGGUUGUUUUGUUUGGGAUCAAAAGUGGAUAAAUUCAGGGCCAAUUUAUAAAAAAUAUUAAACUACAUAAUGUCUUAUCGCACAAAAUGUAGGAUUAAUUCAUAAAAUCAUACGGGAUAAAACAAAGGCCUAGUUUUUGUCUAUGUCUAGAAUCUUGAGGAUUAUCUUUUUAGUAACUUAUCUGUCGUGCGAGUUAAUGUCAUGAUAAAAAUAAAACUAUAAAUUAAAAAAAUAGUUAGGUCUUAAUCUAUUUGUGCCAAAUUUCAUAGAGUUACAAAUAACAGCUUAUGCCUUGUUUCAAAACAUCCAUGACCAAAGCAUAGAAACAUCUUUACGAAAAUCAUAUUUAAUAUGUUAGUAGGUUGUAUAAUUCUCCACCCAGUUUUUAUAUUAGUAGCGUAUUCGUUUCCGUUAUAUUUAUGCCCAAUACUUCUUAAAAUACUUUGAUUUUUAUUGUUCAGUUAAUAGACUAAAUUUUUCUAACCUACCUGUGGUAGUGGUACCUAACCAAAUUUUUGGAUUUUCCCACUUUUGAUUCUACGCGAAAUAAAAUCCUUUUUAUAUUUGUAACUUCUUGUACCCCUUUUAUAUCAAUUUAGCGUAAUCAUAAUAUAUACUUCUUGUAGUUAUAACGAUUGUCAACGUAACUUCGAUUGGCUAAGUAUAAAAAUGUAGAAAGAAAUAUAUUAAAUUGUCAACGAUAAAUCAAAAUGUUUAACCACAGUAUAUAAAUUCAUUAGUCUAGAUUCCGUUUGCAGUGAGAUAUAGGCGGUACCCAAGUUGCUUUUCAUUAAAAAUGUAAAUCGAUUUGACUUUAAUUUGGGGUAAUUAGAUCAGGAUUUUUUUGUUAAUAUCAAAUUUGAUAUGAAUUUUUAUACCGUGUACAACCAACAUAAUAUGUAGCAUUGGAUAACAAAAUAUAAGGCAAAUUAAAACAUCAGGCAAGUAUCCAAUCUAUAUUCGGGGUUCUAAACUUGAUUUGCUAUUUGUUAUUGAAAAAUUGCUUAUUGUCGUAACGCCCCCAACUAUCCCCCACUGGAUACCUGCCUGUAAAACUAAAUAUAAACUUCAUAACAAGCCACAAAUGCCUACACACUUAUAUAAUUAUUAUAAUCCAAAUGUUUGGUAGAAUCGACUUAAGAAUUUAAUUACGAAUUUUCUAGUAUUUACUAUCGAAAAUAUUCCUAAUAGCACAAUAAUUAGAACAUGUUUACUCAUCAUGUUAAAGUAGUUUGUGUGUUUUUUUCUGAUUAGUAUAUUGAUGUUGAUUAUUUUCCGUCUUCCAAAUUCCUUCUAAAUCAUUGUUAUACUUUAAUUGUUAAAAGUAAGUAAAAUUUUACCUCUAUGUACUGCCCUGGUGUAAGAAUAAAAACUUAUUUGGGUUUUAUUGUGCUUGAUUUAGAUGUUAAAUACGGAUCUGUCUUUUUAAAUAUAUUUUUUAUUGUUUAAACGAAGUUAAGUUUGUCUUCUUUUAUAAUGUGACAAAAUUACAAAUUCUUACUAAAAAAAAACUAUAUUAAUUAACUUCUAAACUCAAAGUUUAGUCUACUUGUAUGUUAUUUUUUUUUCUCUAAAUAAUAAUUUUCUUUUUACUCGACUUCUACGCCAAAUUGGAACAGAUCAAAGUAUGCUAAGCUGUGUGAUGUAUUUUGUGUGCCAACUCUUUUUCUGUGGUUUGUAGUUUAUAUUAUAAGCGUGUUACUAAUAAUAAAUUCUAUAAUUGUUGACUUG